AUGGCCCCGAACUCGAGUCCUAGCACUCCUGGCCGUGUCCCUCAAAGCAAUGGUGGUGUUCCUCAAAGCAGCAGUGUCCCUCAAAGCAACGGUGGCGCCCCCAACAACCAGACCCCCAAGCAGCAGGACCAAGUGCAGCGUGCAGCUGACCCCGCAGUACAGGAGAGCAUUAUGCACUAUCCUGAAGCCCGGAGUGCUCUGAGUGCGAAGGAGCUGGAGGCUGAACUGGGCGUUGCUGUUUCGCCUGUGCGAAAGACCGACGUGCAUGUUGUGAACGCGAAGACUCCGUGCCCUGCGGGUGAGCGGUCAAUCGAGGAGCCCGUUGUCCAGUCCGACGCGGAGAACGACUGCGACCCCAAGUUCUAA
Molecule: messenger RNA, 366 nt
Organism: Phytophthora sojae
Lineage: Eukaryota; Oomycota; Peronosporomycetes; Peronosporales; Peronosporaceae
Exons: 1
Coding region: 1-366 (121 amino acids)
Source: RefSeq, a predicted model, not a curated record